Salvia miltiorrhiza (redroot sage) is the source of this 2170-nucleotide messenger RNA. Its product is annotated as WD repeat-containing protein 55-like. Bases 742 to 1770 code for a protein of 342 amino acids. The transcript has 15 exons. Gene Ontology annotation, molecular function: protein binding. NCBI's taxonomy places the organism in Eukaryota, Viridiplantae, Streptophyta, Magnoliopsida, Lamiales, Lamiaceae. The record is from RefSeq and is a predicted model, not a curated record.
AAAUUUAUGGUUUUCUUUCUCCUCCCAGCCUCCCUAACCGCCGCCCCCAUUCCUCCCACCCACACCCGCCGCCCCGAGGCCCCGCCGGCGCCGCGCCUUCUGCAUCGAGCCUCGCCGCCGCCCAGGCCUAAGCCUCUGCCUCGCCAUCGGCGCAUCACCCACCAGCGCCAGGGCCCCUCCACGCCCAGGUCCUCCCAGCCGAACCGACCCGCGACGCCAUCGCCCAGGCCCGGCUGUUCCUCGCCGUCGCCCAAGCGCCAAGCCUUGCCUCGCCGUCGCCCAGGCCCGCCGCCGCCGUUCCCCUCACUAAACCCGUCGGUGAGUGUCUUCUCUAUUUCUAAUUUCGAAGUUCUCUUAAGUCUUACCUUCAUUUUUCUGGAAUAUGAGGUUGUUAUUUGCUGGAAUAUGAAGUUCUCUUACCUUAACUGUUUCGAAAAGGUUUAUUGAUGACACGUGCCUCAGAUUGCAUGUUUGUGUAUUGGAAAGUAAGGAUGAUAAAUUGCAAAUAUCUGUUAGAAUCCGAGUACGUGUUGAGUUUGAAUUCAUUUUUAUUUCUUCAAUUAUGUACUGGAUUAUUUUUCUAUUAGAAGAAUCAGUAUAAUGUAAACUGUGAUGCUAUUCGGCUGAUCGGCUCAAACUUGAUGUAUCUGGUUCUGAGUUUGAUUACUUGGAAACUGCACUCCAUAAGUUUGAGGAGGAUGGACCUUUCUUCCUCGGUCAGUUUAAUCAAAUUACUGGAAAAUGGAGAUUGAUUUGGAAAAGCUUCCGUUUGAUCUCGACUUUCAUCCAUCAACUAAUCUCAUCGCCGCUGGUCUCAUUACCGGCCAUCUCCUACUGUACCGUUAUGAUGCUGAAGCUACGCCUCAAAGGUUGCUAGAAGUGAAUGCUCAUACCGAAUCAUGUAGGGCUCUCCGUUUUGUCAACGAAGGGCGUGCUAUAGUCACCGGGUCUCCAGAUUUUUCCAUUCUUGCGACAGAUGUCGAAACUGGUGCGGCAAUUGCACGCUUUGAUAACUCUCAUGGGGCUGCUGUAAAUCGAAUAGUUAACUUGACAGAAUCUACCAUUGCAUCCGGUGAUGAUGAAGGUUGUAUUAAGGUAUGGGAUACCAGGCAACCUACUUGCUGCAAUACUUUAAAUGUUCAUGAAGAAUAUAUUUCAGAUAUGACAUUUGCAUCAGACUCCUUGAAAUUGAUUGGGACAAGUGGGGAUGGCACUUUAUCUGUUUGCAAUUUAAGAAGCAACAAGGUUCAAACUCGAUCAGAGUUCUCUGAGGACGAGCUGCUUUCUGUUGUGAUUAUGAAGAAUGGUAGAAAGGUUAUAUGUGGAACACAAAGUGGAACUCUAUUGUUGUACUCGUGGGGAUUUUUCAAGGAUUGCAGUGAUCGUUUUGUUGAUCUCUCUCCCAACUCUGUCGAUGCCAUGCUAAAGCUUGACGAAGAAAGAUUAAUAACUGGUUCCGAGAAUGGUAUAAUCAGCCUGGUAGGGAUACUGCCCAAUAGAAUAAUUCAGCCAAUUGCUGAGCAUUCUGAAUACCCCGUGGAACGUCUUGCUUUUUCUCAUGAUAAAAAGUUCCUAGGCAGCAUAUCACAUGAUCAAACACUAAAGCUAUGGGAUCUGGAUGAAUUGCUCCAAAGAUCUGAAGAUACUUUGCCAAAUCGUUCUGCUGCAUCAAAUAGUGAUAGCGAUGAGAUGGAUGUCGAUGCUAGUAUCCCAAAACCUUCUAAAGGUAUACCAAUAUCUUUUAGGCACUUUCAGUUUUUCACUUUAUAGAGUGGAAGGUAGAAAGUUCAUGAAUUUUUCUCUUGUAGAAUUCAUUUUAUCAUCUUGGGUGGCAGUAGUGUGCUUGGGUGUUUGUUGCUGCAUCAGUUUAUUUAUGUUUGAAUUCUCUUGUGAGGUUUCAUCGGGUUUGGCUUUGUUUAGAUUGAAGUUAACUGUAUUCGAAGAAGCAUUCACUGUAAAUCUUGUUUAAAAUAAUUGCUACAAAUAUCUUAUUAACACGUGUGCUUUUGACAAUUCAAGUAAUUUCUUUGCAGAAAUGUAGUAUUGCUGAUUUUUGUGGUUGAAUGUAGAAAAUCGAAGUCGAGUGUUGUGCUGACAAUCUAUUUUGUAGAUUUAUUCAUUUCUUAAUUUGAUUUCAUUUUCUUUUUAUGGAUCCAUUAAUCUAGAUGGA